This is a messenger RNA of Kwoniella shivajii, 3474 nucleotides long. RefSeq lists its product as uncharacterized. NCBI's taxonomy places the organism in Eukaryota, Fungi, Basidiomycota, Tremellomycetes, Tremellales, Cryptococcaceae. Bases 1 to 3474 code for a protein of 1157 amino acids. Gene Ontology annotation, biological process: DNA-templated transcription; regulation of DNA-templated transcription. The record is from RefSeq and is a predicted model, not a curated record. The transcript has 17 exons. Gene Ontology annotation, molecular function: DNA binding; zinc ion binding; DNA-binding transcription factor activity, RNA polymerase II-specific.
AUGCACCGAAAUCACAAUAACGAUGAUCAUCAUCAUCAUUCUUCAUUAUCAUCAUCUUCUACCUCCAGAUAUCCACCACCACCACCUUCUUUGAACGGAUCGGGAUCAUCCGGAUCAGCUAGACCUGCUUCUUCUUCAUUCUACCUACCACCACCUAUACCAUCAGCCAAAUCACCAAUGAAUCAUACGUACGGGUCACCAAAUUAUAGAGAUGGACCUCCAGCUCAUUCACCCAGUGGUGGUCUUACAGAUCCCCAAAGCUGGGCAUCAACCUCAAAUUCGAAUGGAUUAGAUAGACCUAGUUCAUCAAGGAAUAAAACAACUUGGAAUACAGGCCCAAAUCCCACUCUUUCACAUCCAGCACCAUCACCUAGAGAUUCAACCGGUAAUAGAUUACCUUCUUUGGUUGAUUUCCCACAUAGAGGUUCUGUAUGGGACGUAGCUUCCCCAGGCUCAUAUGCGACGAGUAACGCAAGAGGUUCAGGACAAACACAUUAUCCACCUUCAUCCUAUCGUGAUCCGCCUACGAAAUCACAUCCUCUCAUCACUCCUGUCUCGAAUAGUAAUUCCAUUCCACAUGGUGCUCAAUAUGGAGAUGAUAGGAACCUGUCACCUGAGCAGUCUCGUAGGGAAAGUCUAGUCUCUCUCAGUAGAGGAUACGAGGGUUCGCCAAUUGACGAACAACCAUCAAUAUCAAACAAACAUCCAGCACCUUCAUCAUACGAUAAUGAAAGUAAUGAUCAACCUCAAAAGAAAAAGAAAAGGAGAGUCGCUCUAUCCUGUGCAGAAUGCGCGAAAAGAAAACAAAAAUGUAAUAGGGAAACACCAUGUCAACAUUGCGUCGCCCGUAGAGUACCAGAAUUAUGUGUUCCUUACUCAAGACCUGCAACUCCACCAGGUGGCAAAUCAGUCAAGACAGAAUCAUCAUCAGCUAAACCUUCUCCAAGGGAUAGUAACAAGAAGGACGGAAUCGAUACAGCUUCCACCCCUAUCCCGGUCACUACUUCUAGACCACCAUCGAUGUUACCGACAAUAAGUGUCAGAGUGGCAAGAUUGGAAGCGAUGGUUAAUGCCGUGAUAAAUAGAGUGGAUGGAGUAGAGGGAAAAGCUUUAAAAGAUUGGAGAAUAAAUCAUGCACCAGCUAUUUCUCCACCACCACUCUCAGCUUCACUUGCACCUGAUUCAGAAGACGAGAAGAAGAUGAAUCAACGACCGAACUCUUCAUCUACCCAAUCUAGGUUCGAACGGUCUGUAGAAUGGGAGAAUGGACCUGAGAGCGAGGAUGCGGUCGUGGGAGGUUUAGAUAGAGAAACAGGAAUCAGAAACCCGCUUCCUCAAUCCUUACACCCUUCGGGACCUGUUCCCCUGAACUUGGACUACCACGGUACUCCCGCUGAACAACUGUCUAAACUCUUUAACGAUUGUGGAAUCAAUCCUGAAAAAAUGACAACCCUCAUGAGAGAUCUUCCACCUCGUGAUCUAGCUGAUAAGAUCAUUCAAUGGUAUUUUGAGAAAGUCAACUAUGUUCGAUAUCCAAUCGAUCAACAUCUUUUUCGACUAGCUUACGAGCAAGUCUAUGCUCAGAAGAGUACUGCAUCAGCAGUACUGGCUUUACCCUUGGUUUUCAUUGUACUCGCCCUAUCGACUCGAGUUGCUCCAGAUGAGAUUGUAGGAAAUGACCACGAGAAGAGAUUGACCAGUUUGAGGUAUUAUUGGAAUUCCAAAACUGCUAUCAAUAUCGCCAGUGCAGUCAAAGCGGAAAAUCUUCAUCUAGUAGAAACUCGAAUAUGCACUGGGCUAUAUCUCGUUUUAAUGCACGAGAGACGAUUAGCGGAAGGAUGGGCCGAAUUCAGAUAUGCCUUAACCAUAGGUCAAGCACUAGGUCUACAUCGUGAUGGCACGAAAUUGGGACUUGAUCCAUACGUUACCGAAUAUAGAAGAAGAUUAUGGUCUUACCUGAUUCACGCGGAUGCGACCUAUUCUUGUCUGAUGGGGAGACCAACGGCCAUAGAUCCAAAUUUCGCCGACACUUUGCCACCAUCCAAUAUUGAGCUCACCGCACUACGAGACGAUAAAAAGGCUUCACCUCAGCCCAUGACGGAACCUACAUUCGCUACUUAUCUUAUUCUCCGAAGGGGAUUAGGAUGUAUUGUUGCGAAAGUCACUCAACAUUUCCAAACUCUUUCAGGACAAACUUCUUAUCGAGACGUCGAAGCCUUGGAUGCUGAGUUCAAACAGUUCGUAGAGGAUCUACCUCCUACGUAUAAGAUGUUAUCGCCUGAUAAGUCAUACGAUAAAAAAAUGUGGUUUCUACCUAUACACAGGUAUUAUAUCCAAACUGAGAUAUUGCAUUUCACUAUCAUUCUUCACCGACCUUGGCUGCUCCGUAAGCUUAGAAGCUCUCGAUAUGCCUUGUCAAGGCAAGCAUGCUUCGAUGCUGCUGUAACGGACUACAAAUUGCGUCAAAUGUUCAAGGUUGAUUGCCCAGAUUUCUUCGAAACUCUGUUAGGUGGAUCAUUUAGAGAAUUUAACGCUGCUAUGAUUGCUGGUAUCAGUAUCAUCAUUGAUCCUCGCGCCCCUCGAGCAGCUGAGAUGAAACAAAUCAUUCACAGCUUCAUGGAACAACAUCCACAUGAUCCUAAAGCGGAUGAUUUCUCUCAAAAAGAAGCGGCAAUCAUCUAUACACUUCACCAAAGAGCGCAACAGAUGGAAGCUCAACGACAAGCUCGACGACCUUCAGCCCGAUCAGGUCGUCUCUCGAUGGACAACACGUCUUUUGAAAGGUCAACAUCGAAACCACCUUCAACUUCCUCUAUGGGUGCUCCACCAAAUCCCGGACCAUCUCAUCCAGGGGAGAAUGGAAGCGGUGGACCGAGGUCUACUCCUCUGCCUGCUAUAUCACCUCAAAGCUUUGUAAGAGCUAGUCCUUAUGCUCCUAGUAUGGGUCCAACUCCUCCCGGAAUGGGUACAAGCCCAGAAGAUGAUCAUCCCCAAAGAUUACUUGAUCAUUGGAUACAAUCGAAUACUUCUUAUGGUCCAGGAACGGAAGGCUUGAAUUUCGGUGUCGGCAUGUAUUCUCAACCACAACCACAACAGCACGUCAUGGCACCUUAUCCCGGCCAAGAAGUUGUCGCAUACGAUCCAGGUUAUUCUGGAGGGAUGAUGAAUAUUCCAAAUGAGGGUGUACCGUACAACAGCAACAAUAACGGAUUUGAUGAUUCACGUACAAUGGGAUGGAUGGACCCUUCUUUAGCAGGUUCGAUGGUUGGUAAUAUAUCUGAAUUACCUCACAACAACAUGCCUCAAAAUAGUAUGCCGAUGAUGGGGUUAGGUAUGCCAAUGGGAUCAUCAAAUAUGGGAGGAGGUAAUGUAGGACCUGGAGGAAAUAGUACACAAUAUUGGAACGCUCUAAUCGAUGGUAUCGUAACUGGAUUACCAAAUUAUGACCCUAAUAUAUCGACACCCAGUAUGUGA